Molecule: messenger RNA, 1581 nt
Organism: Iphiclides podalirius (scarce swallowtail)
Lineage: Eukaryota; Metazoa; Arthropoda; Insecta; Lepidoptera; Papilionidae
Source: the annotation of a GenBank genome assembly
AUGGAGAAUCCAACGGUUGCUGGAUUGAGGUCAAGGUCUCGUUCCAAGACGCCCUUCUUACGCUCGAGCUGCGACCGGGAACAAUGUGCUGAAAGCGAAGACCAUGUACAUCAUAAAGCCGGCAGAAAGACACCUGUUAAAAGAAGCACACCAAUUAAACAACUGCAAUCGAAGACGAGGGAAAGCGUGGAUGUAAUCGAAGAGGACCCCGAUAAUGAGGUCCCUACCGCGUACCGCGCUCGGCAGACAUCGCGGACCACCGAGAAACUGGUCAAGACCUCCGACUACUCCUCAGAAGAGAGCCUGGACAGACUCAAGGGUCAUCGGAAGGAAAUCGUGCAGAACGAGAUCAACAGCCAGUAUGAACGCGUGUCGACCAGCUCACAGCGGUACCGCAACCUCGAGGACCUCCCAUUCAGCCCCAUACACUCGUCGCACAAUGUGACGCAAGACCGGUCGACCCGCUUCGGCAGCCCAGCGUACAGCGCCUGCUCAACAGACAGCUCGUUCGCAGAGCAGGCGCUAGCCGACGCCAGCGCGCUGCUAGAGCGCGAGCCCAUCUCCGACCACCUGCCCUACAGGCUGUACAAGAUGGCCGGCGAGUACUGGAACAAGUACCCGAAGACGGACUACACGUACUCGCGGCUGUCCCGCGACCGCGUGGAGCUCGCGCCCGGCCAGGUGGCGGUGCCGAACAUGUCGCGCCGCUCGCUGUCGCAGUUCCGCGUGCAGGGGCCCCUCGCCGCCGACGUGACGGACGUGCCGGCGCGGGUCGCGCCCACCUGGCGUGCCACCGCCACGCGCAGCCGGUACAAGGGGGUAGACAGUUCGGACGACGAAAGCGCUUACGUACACAACGGGACGCAAAGCGCCGUCGAGGAGCGCUGGUGGAUCACCACACUGAUGGCCACAAUCCUCACCAGCGUCGGCAACACCGUCAGCAACGCGUACAGACGGAUCGUAGGCCCGUCGCACAGAUACCCCUACACCGAGCGGAGACCGGCCAGAGCCAGCAUCGCGUCAAUGGCUGCCUCGGCGCUGGGCGCACCGUUCAUCUGGAUCUAUUCAAUUGUCAAAACGGCCGUCACAACCACCGUCACCACUAUUACCGAAACGAUAACGCCUAAUCACGUCGGCGAGAGCGAGAAGUACGUCGCGCGCAGUUACAAGUCGAAGGGAGAGAACAAACGACGCGCGUGGCCUUGGCUGUUACUGCUUCUGCUGCCACCACUCGGAUAUGGAUUGAACUACACGUACGCGAACUACGAACAUCUGUCUAUGCCAAACUUUACCGAUUUCCAUAUAGAUUUGUCGGAGUUCUACGCCCUGAAGCUGCCCAAGAUAGCGAUGCCGAACAUAUCGCUCGCGGACCUGAACGUGCUGCCAAGCAUCAAUCUGACCUUGCCAGAGAUCAAUAUAACGAUGCCAGACGUCGCAGAGAACAUGCCGCGAGUGACGAAGGCGUACAGAGAGUACAAGGACAUAGUGCAUAACAGAAUGACAGACGUUUCAGAGUACUUGACAGUUGUCGCAGAGAGCUGCUACGAGGAAAUGAGACGCUUUUGGCGCGGAAUAAUCGGA